Messenger RNA from Scleropages formosus (Asian bonytongue), 2543 nucleotides. It is a transcript of the gene hexa, whose product is annotated as hexosaminidase A (alpha polypeptide). The record is from RefSeq and is a predicted model, not a curated record. Gene Ontology annotation, cellular component: membrane; lysosome. Gene Ontology annotation, molecular function: beta-N-acetylhexosaminidase activity. NCBI's taxonomy places the organism in Eukaryota, Metazoa, Chordata, Actinopteri, Osteoglossiformes, Osteoglossidae. Gene Ontology annotation, biological process: ganglioside catabolic process; carbohydrate metabolic process; glycosaminoglycan metabolic process. The transcript has 15 exons. The coding region runs from base 194 to 1795 and encodes 533 amino acids.
UCACACACCUGUGUCACCUGUCCCUGUCCCGACUUCAUCCAUUUGGUACUUGUUUUAGCGGGAGGAGGAGGAGGCGAUUCUGGAGUCGCUCCCUGUAUAUAAAUCACCUUGGCUUGUAUUUUAAAAUCUGACUUAAUUAUUAAGCAGGUGUUCCACAAAACCGUUGAAAUACUACAGACGCCAACAGAUCAUCAUGUGUUUCACUCCUCGCCAUUUUAGCUGGAUUUUGUUCAUGUUUUUACUCACGCUCCAAAGAGUGGCACCCGGCGGUGAAGCAGGAGUGUGGCCGAUGCCGCGCAAGAUGAGCGAGGGUUCGGAGCGCUACGCGUUACAUCCGCAGGGCUUCUCUUUCCGCUAUGGACGAGACUCGAGCGCACAGCUCGGCUGCUCCGUCUUGGAUGCUGCUUUCAGGAGAUACUUCGCAUUAUGCUUCCCUGAGAACACAGUGGAGACAGGUAAACAAUAUAGUAUGUGGUUUCGUUUCCCCUUUACCAUGGUGGUCCAUGUGCAGGAGAAAGGGUGCGAUGGAUACCCCUCUGCAGCCUCCAAUGAGAACUAUAGACUGAGUGUGUCUGCAGGCCAUGGAGAGUUGACAGCAAACACAGUGUGGGGAGCGCUCAGAGGUCUGGAGUCAUUCAGUCAGCUGAUUUACCAAGAUGAUUCAAACACUUACUACAUCAAUAAGACAGAGAUUGAAGAUUUUCCUCGCUUUCAAUACAGAGGGAUUCUGCUGGACACCUCCAGACACUUUUUACCAGUCAGGACUAUUUUGAAAACUCUGGAUGUCAUGGCCUACAACAAAUUCAAUGUGCUUCACUGGCAUGUCGUGGAUGACCCUUCUUUCCCAUACCAGAGCCAAAGUUUCCCUGACCUUAGCAACAAGGGGGCAUUCCAUCCCCAGUCACAUGUGUACACCCAGGCGGACAUACGCAAGAUGGUUUCUCAUGCCAGGUUACGUGGGAUCCGAAUCAUACCUGAGUUUGACUCACCGGGCCACACCCAGUCCUGGGGGAAAGGGCAGCCUGGCUUGCUAACUCCCUGCUACAAGGGUUUGCAUCCAUCUGGGACUUUCGGGCCAGUUAAUCCCACCCUUAGCACAAACUACAACUUCAUGGGUCGUCUGUUAAAGGAGGUCAGCACGCUUUUUCCUGAUCCCUAUAUACACCUCGGAGGGGAUGAGGUCGACUUCAGUUGUUGGAAAUCCAAUCCUGAUGUUAGAAUGUUCAUGAAGAAGAUGGGAUUUGGGACAGACUAUGGAAAACUUGGUUCGCUAUAUUUCAAAAACAUGAUGAAUAUCAUUGAAACACUGAAUAAGACGUCUGUGGUCUGGCAGGAUGUGUUUGACUACCAUAGCAGUCCAAAGUCCUUGGAUGUGGUGGAGGUAUGGAAAGCAGGGUGUUACAUGUGUGAAGUGCGCAGGGUGACUGCUGCAGGGGUGCGAGUUAUACUGGCAUCACCUUGGUACCUGGACCAGCCCGGACCUACACACGAGUGGUCUCGUUUCUACACUGUACGGCCCCUCGCAUUCACAGGGACAGAGCACCAGAAGAGGUUGUUGAUUGGAGGAGAGGUUUGCUUGUGGGGCGAAUACGUGGACGGCACCAACCUCGCCCCACUCCUAUGGCCAAGGGCAAGUGCUGCAGCAGAAAGACUAUGGAGUGAUGAAGCCCAGACUUCUAGCGUGUCACAGGCGUACCCCCGUUUGGCUGCCUUCCGCUGCAAGCUCUUAAGGCGUGGGGUCCAAGCUCAACCUCUCUUUGUGGGCCACUGUAAGCAUGAAUAUGAGGACUUGUGAUGGUAAGCUGCUGGGAGGCAGGCCACAAGUUAACUGGUGCAAAAUGUUCAUCGUGAAUUGCUAUUAAAUAUACAAGGUAUCCUACUAUUCAAAUAUUGGAGACACUAGUCUAGUCAUUAAGUCUUGAUUGUUUCCUUUUUACUUGAACAUCUACCAUGUAGUGGUACACUUGUACACCUUACAUCAUGUCAGGAAUGAGUAGCGGGGUCUUGGAAUGGGUAGAGCUGGUAAAGUACAUGUGUAAAGGAGUUUACCUCUGACACUUGGGUUCAAAAGCACAUGAAUUCAGUUUAUCUAAUAAUGAUAAUGGGACAGUUGAACAGUGGUUGUCUUGUAUUCUGAAGGUUCCCAGUUUAAGACCACCUCCUGCUGCAGAGACUCUUGAGCAAGAUAUUUAACCUGACUCGCUCCUGUACGAAUACCCUGAUAUGUAUACAGCUAUCAUCGUAAGUCAUCUUGGGCAUCAACUAAACAUAGGCUAUGCUGAUUCUCUUUUUCCAUGAAGUCUCGAAAAUCAGCAUAUGAACUACUAUACUUACAGUACAGUGCGGUCAGGAGACAUGCACUGUGGACCAUAUUUUAAAACAAUUUUCAUUAUUUAAAGGGUCCAUCCUAAAAUGGUUUUGGAACUGAAUUCGUACGCUACGCUCAUACUCCGAGAUAUGCCCGUCAGAGCUACGACAAUAAACCUUACGGGGAGUUUCAUUUAAUACCCCUACUUCAGCCUUUAUUUCUUUGCAUUUACAAG